AUGGAUGUCUUAAAGGAACAACUUAUUGCGUUAGAUAUGUCUGAAGAACCUGAACCCAGAGACUGUUUACCCACAGAGUCACAAGCUGUUAGCGAAGAGAAAAAUGAUCCAGAGACGAUAAUCCGGUGUUUACAAAUAAUGUACUUUAUGAUGCAAUCCAAGACGAUAGUAGUACUAUCACCAACAUUGAGAACGUUGAUGGAAAGCAUUACUCUACCAUACAUUAAUCUUCAAAAUACUCAUAUCAAAGUCCUCAGCUUGGCUUUGGAGUGUGUUGGUCUGUGCUGCCAUGUAGAUAAAGAUCUUGCCAAAAAAUAUCUUAUGAUGUAUUUUCUUUACAUUACCGAGUCGGCUGAUGAAAAUGUAUGGAUAGCUGCUACCGAAGUGAUUUUUGACUUAUUAUUAAAGUACGGUUUUGAACAUUUUGAAAUCACGCAAGAGGGUACAAAUAACAUACAAGACACUAGCAAAAAAAGUAAAUCCGUCCGGUUGUAUUCUCACAAUGACGAAGACACUAAUGUUAACGACAAGAAUAUGCAUGCAGAUGGUAGUCAUAACGUCAUUAAAGCCUUAAUUGCCUUAUUAGACAAUCAGGUACAGAAUCUUCAAUCUGUUGCUGCAGAAGGCCUGUGCAAACUUAUCUUACACAAAAAAAUAGUUAGUCAUCAAUUGAUUUCUCAAUUAUUGAUUUUAUGGCACAAUCCUAGCACCAAAGACAAUCCAUUCUUAAGUCAAUGCAUAUGCGGUUUCUUUAAUCUUUACAUCAGUAGAAUACCAGAAAGUCAGGCUAUAUUGGAAGAAGCAUACCUUCCAACACUGAAGAUGUUGGCUAAUGCCCCAGAAAUGAGUCCACUACAAGAAAUCGAUGCACUUCGAGUUAGUGAAAUCAUAAUAAAGCUCACGUGUUGCCAUAUUCACAAUAACUACAGUACCCACAAUCAGCUCACAUAUACAAUAUUAAGUGAAAUUCUGAAUCCUGAAACUGAAAUCGAGUUGGAUGUGCUUAUAAAAUCUCUAAAGUGUUUAGAUGUGCAAUUAGAUGGUCAAAAUUUAAAAAACGAUAUCUUAAAAGCAUUGGAUGACGUUGAAAAUCUGUUGAAUGCAUCUGGAGAGAAACGAUUACUCAACUACAUUAAUAUAUUCAGAGCAAAAGUUACAGCUCCAUCCGAAACUUUACAGGGUGACAAUACAGCUAAUCCAGACAACCAUCUCGAGGACAAAGAAAACGAAGACGACACCGAUAGAAAUGACGAGAUAGAACAGGAAGGGAACGAAGAUGAAGAGAUGGAAGAGGGAGAUUAGAAAACUAUGAGUUACAAAUUUUUUUUUUUAAUUUCUAAAUGACGUAAAACGUAACGACGACUAUAAUCAAUUUGAUGUACAGCACUAUUUCCUAGUGUAAUGUAAUUAUUUAAUUAUUUACAAGUGUUUUGUCCAUCAGUAUUUAUAUUUUAUAAUGAAACGCGACGUGUAAAAAGAUCCAUGAUAAAUAAAUUUAGUUUUUUAAAUCUAA
Molecule: messenger RNA, 1513 nt
Organism: Copidosoma floridanum
Lineage: Eukaryota; Metazoa; Arthropoda; Insecta; Hymenoptera; Encyrtidae
Gene: Cap-G
Product: Chromosome associated protein G
Biological process (GO): mitotic chromosome condensation
Cellular component (GO): cytoplasm; condensin complex; condensed chromosome
Source: RefSeq, a predicted model, not a curated record